AUGCCCAACACACUGUCUCCCGAUUGGCUCAAGAAGUCCGUUUUCAAGCCCGACAUCUUCAAGGGCAAGGUUGUCUUCGUGACCGGAGGUGCAGGCACCAUUUGCCGAGUGCAGACUGAGGCCAUGAUUCUGCUGGGUGCUGACGCCGCCAUCAUCGGACGACGACCCGAGGUUACACAGAAGGCCGCCGACGAGAUGGCCCAGCUGCGACCCGGCGCCAAGGUCAUUGGUGUUGGAAACACCGACGUCCGAGAGGUCAAGUCUCUGGUUGCGGCUGCUGAGCGAACCGUCAAGGAGCUCGGCCGAAUCGACUUUGUCAUCUGUGGUGCUGCCGGCAACUUCCUGUCCGACUUCAACCACCUGUCUUCCAACGCCUUCAAGUCCGUCAUCUCCAUCGAUCUGCUUGGAUCCUACAACACCGUCAAGGCCUGUUUCCCCGAGCUGCGAAAGAACAAGGGCUCCAUCCUCUUUGUCUCCGCCACUCUCCACUACUACGGUAUCCCCUUCCAGACCCACGUCUCUGCCGCCAAGGCCGGUAUCGACGCUCUGUCAAACGCCCUGGCCGUCGAGCUCGGACCCCUGGGCAUCCGAUCCAACUGCAUUGCUCCCGGUGCCAUUGCCGGAACUGAGGGUAUCGACCGACUUCUCCCCGCAGACAUGCGAGAGAAGGCUCUGUCUCUGAUCCCCGCCCAGCGAUGGGGCCAGACCGAGGACAUUGCCAACGGUACCGUCUACGUCUUCUCCGAGGCCGCCUCUUACGUCUCCGGAACCACCAUCGUUGUUGAUGGUGCCGGAUGGCACACCUCCAACGGUGCUGCCAACAACGCCGUUUACCCCCAGAUGCUCAUUGCCCAGGGUAACGACACCCCCAAGCUCUAA
This is a messenger RNA of Yarrowia lipolytica CLIB122, 879 nucleotides long. RefSeq lists its product as uncharacterized. NCBI's taxonomy places the organism in Eukaryota, Fungi, Ascomycota, Dipodascomycetes, Dipodascales. The record is from RefSeq and is a predicted model, not a curated record. Gene Ontology annotation, molecular function: 2,4-dienoyl-CoA reductase (NADPH) activity. Gene Ontology annotation, biological process: fatty acid catabolic process. Gene Ontology annotation, cellular component: peroxisome.